Molecule: messenger RNA, 2523 nt
Organism: Euleptes europaea (tarantolino)
Lineage: Eukaryota; Metazoa; Chordata; Lepidosauria; Squamata; Sphaerodactylidae
Gene: ZER1
Product: zyg-11 related cell cycle regulator
Exons: 15
Coding region: 98-2392 (764 amino acids)
Cellular component (GO): Cul2-RING ubiquitin ligase complex
Molecular function (GO): protein binding
Source: RefSeq, a predicted model, not a curated record
UAGACCAAGGAGAGGGAAUUCGGAAAGAAAGGAAUCUUCCUUCGCCCCACAUUCCCCUCCCUCCCUUUCUCCCCUUCUCCCUGUCUGUUGCCACAAGAUGGCUUCCGACAGCCCCGAGUCGCUCAUGACGCUGUGUACAGAUUAUUGCCUUCACAACUUGGAAGGGACUCUCUGCUAUCUGCUGGACAACGAGACCCUCCGGCUCCAUCCAGACAUUUUUCUGCCAAGUGAGAUCUGCGACAGACUCGUCAACGAGUAUGUGGAGCUGGUGAAUUCCGACAGCAUCUUUGAACACAACGAGAGCUUCUUUACCCUUUUCUCCGAUCCGCGGAGCACCAGGCUGGCCCGAAUCCAUUUGCGGGAGGACAUUGUACAGGAUCAGGACCUGGAAGCCAUUCGAAAGCAGGACCUGGUGGAGCUCUUCCUAACGAACUGUGAGAAGCUGACGGCCAAGAGCUUGCAGACGCUGACGAGCUUCAGCUCCACGCUCGUCUCCCUCAGCCUCUUCGGCUGCAGCAACAUUUUCCUCGAGGAGGAGAACCCAGGGGGCUGUGAGGACGAUUUCAACCCCAGCCGCCAGGUCUUGGUCAAGGACUUCACCUUUGAAGGCUUUAGCCGCCUGCGCUUCCUCAACUUGGGCCGGAUGACCGAAGGGGUGAACGUGGAGACCCUGAUCCGGCCGUUGGCCUCCCUCACAGCCCUGGACCUCUCUCACAUCCAGCUGAACGACAUCAUUUUCCUGACACAGUGGAAGGACAGCUUGGCUUCUUUAGUGCUUUACAACAUGGACCUCUGCGAGGAGCACAUCCAAGCGAUAGCACAGCUGCGGAAGCUCAGGCAUUUGGACAUCUCCCGAGACCGUCUGUCUAGUUAUUACAAAUUCAAGCUGACUCGCAAAGUUCUGAACCUCUUUGUGGAGAACCUGGUGAACCUGAUCUCGCUGGACAUCUCGGGCCACACGAUGCUGGAGAACUGCACCAUCUCGAACAUGGAGGAGAAAGCAGGCCAGACGAGCACCAAUCCAGAGAAGAGCAGCAUCACCCCGUUCCGGAAUCUGAAGCGGCCACUCCAGUUCCUGGGCCUCUUCGAGACCUCUCUUUGCCGUCUCUCGUACAUCCCGGCUUACAAGGUGACUGGGGAUAAGAAUGAAGAUCAGGUGCUUAACGCCAUUGAAGCAUACACUGAACACCGGCAGGAGAUCACGUCGCGUGCCAUCAACCUCCUCUUUGACAUCGCCCGCAUUGAGCGCUGCACCCAGCUCCUGAGAGCCCUCAAGCUGGUGAUCACAGCUCUCAAGUGUCACAAAUACGACAAGAACAUCCAGGUGACGGGGAGCGCUGCCCUCUUCUACCUCACCAAUUCAGAGUACCGAAUGGAGCAGAGCAUCAAACUACGACGACAGGUCAUCCAGGUGGUGCUGAACGGCAUGGAGUCGUACCAGGAAGUGACGGUGCAACGCAACUGCUGCCUGACCCUCUGCAACUUCAGCAUCCCAGAGGAGCUGGAAUUCCAGUACCGUCGGGUCAAUGAGCUGCUCCUGAACAUCCUCAACCCGACACGACAGGACGAAUCCAUCCAGCGCAUCGCCGUGCAUCUCUGCAACGCCCUGGUGUGCCAGGUGGACAACGACCAUAAGGAAGCAGUCGGCAAGAUGGGCUUUGUCAUGACGAUGCUGAAGCUGAUUCAAAAGAAGUUGGUGGAUAAAACGUGCGAUCAGGUGAUGGAAUUCUCCUGGAGCGCUUUGUGGAACAUCACAGACGAGACCCCCGACAACUGUGAAAUGUUCCUCAACUAUAGCGGCAUGAAGCUAUUCCUGGAGUGCUUGAAGGAGUUCCCGAACAAACAGGAACUACACCGCAACAUGUUGGGUCUUCUGGGAAACGUGGCAGAGGUGCAAGAACUCCGCCCACAGCUGAUGACCUCACAGUUCAUCAGUGUGUUCAGCAACUUGUUGGACAGCGAAGCUGAUGGGAUUGAGGUGUCCUACAACGCAUGUGGGGUUCUCUCCCACAUCAUGUUUGAUGGGCCGGAUGCCUGGAUGAUUGCCGAGCCGCGCAGAGAGGAAGUUGUGGACAGGAUGUGGGCAGCUAUUCAACGCUGGGACGUGAACUCCAGAAGAAACAUUAAUUACAGGUCCUUCGAGCCAAUUCUUCGACUCAUUCCCCAAGGCGUCUCUCCAGUCAGCCAGCACUGGGCGACGUGGGCACUCUACAACCUUGUUUCUGUCUACCCAGACAAGUACUGCCCCCUGCUGAUCAAAGAGGGUGGGCUCCUCCUCCUACGGGACAUGAUUAAAAUGGCCUCGUCACGACCCGAAACCAAGGAAAUGGGAAGGAAAGUCAUAGAACAUUGCAAUAACUUUAUGGACGAGAACAUGGACACGUCAAGAUAGAAGACCACGGCGACCAUCUCCUGCCGGCACUGGAUACAGCAUCUCUCCGAUUCACUGUACAUAGGUUGGACUUUCUCACCAGCUUAGCUGAUGGAAGGAGCCUUUAUGAAUAUUUGUGUGUGUGUGUGUGU